This is a messenger RNA of Angiostrongylus costaricensis, 234 nucleotides long. The record is from the annotation of a GenBank genome assembly. Lineage: Eukaryota; Metazoa; Nematoda; Chromadorea; Rhabditida; Metastrongylidae.
AUGGAGAAAAUCAUUCACGAAUACUACUCGGAUCUCCUUGAUAGCCACGUCCACCUCACGUUGUAUGAAAUAAAGAAGGAUGUUGUACCACCGGUUCUACAUUCCAUAAUCCGACAUGCCAUUUCGUCGGUGACCGAUGGACAAGAGCCGUUAGUGACUGGAUUCCUCGUGAUGUUAAACGUUCUGCAGGAGGACCACCGACCUGAUGGUCAAAGUUCUUCACGAAAAGCCUAG